CUUUCCUCCUUCGCUUCUCUUGAUUUGCCCGGUCAACUUUCUCUCUCUACCCCCAUCUGCCAAGUAAGUCCUCCAGUCCUUCAAGUCUUUUAAUUCUUCCAUCUUUCCAUUUUUGACCGGUAGGCCUAGGUCAUGCCUUCUGAUAGCCAAAACAUAUCUGGCCAAUCCUAUGGAUCAGGCUCUCAUCCCUCUUCCUCUUCCCACUCUGAGUCUUCUUCUCCCCCUGUCACUCCUUUGAUUCGUCGCCCCUCCCAACAGUCUAUCUCUCAGGCCCGGGAAAUAAUUGCCCAGGAGCCUGUCCCUUUGAAUCAACUGCCCGGUCGAUUCAAUCCCAAGGUCCUCAGUUGGGAGCAAUGGGAAGAACGACUGGGAUCCUUGGGCUUCCUAGCCCUUGAUGUCAGACCGGUGUUCAAAGAGUCUUUUAGGGUUACCAAAAAGGUUCUGGCCGAGGUCCGUACCAUUCUCCAACCGGGCUACAAAGUCCUUUCCAAAACCACUUGGCCCAACAUCAUUGAACCCCACCAAGGAACCCGGUUGGGUUUUCAUGUUGCUUCUCUAGAGGGAGACAUGAAUUUCAACAGGAUGACCACCAUCAUCGAGGAUGACGACGAUGAUGUCCAAGUCCUCCACUCCAACCGGUCUCCUCUCUCCAAGCCUCCUUCUCCUCCUUACUUCCCUGAAAUGGAUGGGGCCACAAGUGCCCGGUGUAGCCCUAUCCAUGAACAGAGCCAGAAGCUGAACUCUCCUCCAGCCACCCAUCUCUUUGAAAGUGACCGGGUCCUUUCUCCUAAGAAGGAUGUCAAGGCCAAAGGGAAAGGGACCGGUCAUUCUUCCUCUCAGAAAAGGAAGGGUUCCCACAAGACUUCCAGGGGGGAAAGGAGGAAGAAGGCAUGUUUUCCAGUUAUAUCUGAAGAAGUUGGCCGGUCAAUCGUUGAACCAAAGGACCAGCUUUCCGAGCUCACCCUCCUCCUUGACUCCGCUAAGUCAGAGAUUAAUGACCGGGUUGAAAGGGAGAAGAAGCUGGAAGAAGAUCUGAUGGCUGAAAGGGCCAGGUUAGAGGAGGAAAGGGCCAAGCUGGUGGAGGCGAAGAGGAAGUUGGCAGAGCUGGAGGAUGCUUUGGCCCAAGCUGAAGAGGCUGCCCGGUCAAAGGAGCAAUCCUUUCCUGAUGAUGCUGCACGAUGGGCGGCCGGGCAUCAUGUCGAGACUGCCCGGUCCAUUCUAGUUGGGCCAGAGGAGACAAUGGCCUUCUUCAAGACCAUGUACAAGGAGCCGGAGGGAAAAAAGAUGAUAACCGAUAUCGGUUCAUAUGGUUUCCAAUGCGGUUAGAAGGAUGAGAGGUCACUCCUCUACUCAAGGCUUCAAAAGAGGGACCCUUCCUUUGACCCGGCCAAAGUGAAGCUUCCAGCUUUAUAAAAGGAAGAGCCAAUUCCCCCCUUUCCCCUUGAGUAGGUUAGAGUUUGAUUAAAAAAAAUCUUUAAAUUUUCCCAAGGCCUGGGGGAUGUCCGGCCUACUUUUGACUUAU
Molecule: messenger RNA, 1522 nt
Organism: Cuscuta campestris
Lineage: Eukaryota; Viridiplantae; Streptophyta; Magnoliopsida; Solanales; Convolvulaceae
Source: the annotation of a GenBank genome assembly